Molecule: messenger RNA, 1020 nt
Organism: Penicillium alfredii
Lineage: Eukaryota; Fungi; Ascomycota; Eurotiomycetes; Eurotiales; Aspergillaceae
Exons: 2
Coding region: 1-1020 (339 amino acids)
Molecular function (GO): metallopeptidase activity
Source: RefSeq, a predicted model, not a curated record
AUGGCUGUUCGUCGCCCUCUAAGCCUGUGGGCUUUUUUACUUUUUCUUUUGUUUGCGCUGAUUGUCUCGGGCUCGAAUAUCGUUGAGCGAGGAGAUAUAAACACGGAUGGAAGCAGCAGUGGAAGCAGUAGUGGAAGCAGCAGUGGAAGCAGCAGUGGAAGCAGCAGUGGAAGCAAGGACGAAAAUAAGGAUGACAAGAAGGAUGAGUGCACGAUGCCGACCCCCGACACGCCCGCCAGCCAGGUCAAGUACAACUACAUUUCCAGCAGUGGAGACUGCACCGACGACCAGAAGAAAUUGCUCGAAGAAGAAAUCCGAUUUGCGAUCGACAUGGCCAAGGCAGGACGGAACAAGGCCGGCCUCAGCGUGAACUAUUACUACCGAUUAUUCUUCCCCAGAAGCCUGCGGAGCGAGAGUGGUUUUAGCACCGAUGUCCGCAACGUCUAUGACCGCAUCGUGGAAUUCCUGAGUGGACAUGACCCAGACAACCAUCCGCGAUUGACUUGCGUCCAGUCCGAGAAGUGCAAAAAAAGUUCCCGGACGCCAAUCCAUAUGAACCCCAGGUACAAGACGCUUACCUUUUGCAAUCGCUUCUUCGACCCCGACUCCAUUUACGUGACGGAUCGGGGCACUUUCUCUACGGUGGAGGAAUUGUUGUCCUGUCAAAUGUCGCUCAAACAGGCCCAUUUCUCCCGCGCCUCAGUGCUGUGCCAUGAAAGCACCCACACCCGCUAUGUUUUCGGUGGAGGGCCCAAGGGGAAGAUGGGGUUGGAUAUCGCAUAUGGCAUUGUUCAGAACCUGCAGCUUCCUAAGGGGACUUACAAUCGGGGGCAAUGGAAGAAGGAUGAGAAGCAAGAAUCGAUGCCGGUCAGAUGUCCUGAUCCCAAGGAUAAGACGAAAGAUGGAAUCUGCGAUGAGAAAAAGUCGAAGGACAACUCGGACUCGUACAUCUUUCCUUUGGCUGGAAUCUACUUCAGUGAAAAAUGCCACCGCUUGAUUCAGUUGCCGAGAGGUUCUUGA